AUGCCUCAGGAUCCUGCCGCCGCUCUCAGCGCCUUGUUGCGCCAGUCCUCCAUCCACGACCACGACGAAGUCCUCAAGGCCGCCAACGCUGCACUCAAGGCAAACAAGAACGAUACAGACAGCCAACAUACUCGAGUUGUCGCCCUGUUGAAGCUUGACCGCUUUGAAGAUGCUCUGCGCGCCAUUGCCGACGGUUCCCCUACUCUUCACUCACGAAUUUACCUCGAACAUGCAUAUGCGCUCUACAAGACAGGAAAGCUUGAUGAAGCCACUUCAGUCCUCCAAGCCGCAGGCCUAGAGAAGAAAAGAAGUUUGCAGCACAUCGCUGCACAAGUUGCGUAUCGUGCUGAGCGAUUUGACGAGGCAUGCAACAUCUACAGUCGCCUCCUUGAUACCGACCCUGCCGACGAGGAGAACGACAUCAGCAUUAAUCUACGAGCUGCGCUUUCCCAGUCUAGUUGGCUCGGGUACUCUGUCACUGAUAGGAUUGUGGUUCAAGACUCUGAUGGGUUCGAAUUGUGCUACAACGCUGCCUGCGCACAUAUUGCCAAUGGGUCUCUCGAAACUGCUGCUGAUCUGCUGCAGCGGGCCAGUAGACUGUGUGAUGCCUCUGACGAUCUUGCCGAAGAGGACAAGCAAGCCGAGAUGCGACCUAUCCUCGCACAACAAGCAUAUGUCUUUGCCAAACUAGGCAAACUGAAGGAGGCCCUCGACCUCUACAGCUCAUUAUCCACCACCAAGGAGGAAGAUCCUGACCUGGCAAUUAUACUUGGCAACAACCUGGUAGCUCUGGAGCCCAAGACCGAGAACCCCUAUCUUGUUGAGCGAAGGUUUUCUACUCUGACAGCCAGGAAAACACAUGCAAAGCUCUUUCAGCAUCAGUCUGAAAUCCUGCAACGAAACAGGCUGACCGUUGACCUGCAAGUCCUGAAACGCGAUGGAGUCAAGCGACGUACAGAGGCUCUUCUUGCUGAAGCACAGCACCCCACAACCUCCGCCAACCUCAGCAUUCUAUCUGUUCUUAACGCUGCCGCGAGUUCGCAAGGAACCACAGGAAAACAACUCCUCAAGAACCUUCAGGGUUUGGCUCAGAAGAGACCACGCGACAUUGGUCUUGCCCUGACUAUCAUACAAAUACAGCUUAAUGACGGUCACGUCGGUUCAGCAUUAUCGAUUCUCGAGUCUUUCCUUCAGCGACUUGAAAAGGCCGAAAAUGUAGAAGCACUGAACGCCCGGUUUAGCCCAGGCCUAGUUGCCCUGACCGUGACUCUUCUGCGCGUACAGGGUCGAGAGUCAUCAGCAAAGGCCGAACUCGUCAAGGCUGCGACACAUUGGCAGUUCCGGCAGGCGAGCCCGGCCAGCUCUCUUCUAGAGGAGGCUGGCAUUGAGUUAAUGAAGUCAUCCAACGACAAGGACUUGCAACUUGCUGGCGCUUCAUUCCAGAAGCUAAUCGACGAGCAGAAGGGCUCAGAUAUUGCCACAGCCGGCCUCGUUGCAGCUUUGGCCACUUCAGAACCUUCUCGCGUCGAGAAACACCUCCAGAGCCUCCCUCCCGUCGAUUCGCUCAUCGAAAGUAUCGAUAUCGCAUCACUCCUGAGCGCAGGUGUGGCCGUUCCAACUGGCAAGACCGGAUCCUCAACUCUCAAGCGAGCAGCACCCUCAGGAAAUGAAGGAAAGACACAAAAGCGGCGCAGAAAGAUUCGCCUGCCCAAGAACUACGUCGAGGGCAGCAAACCUGACCCUGAGCGCUGGUUGCCAUUGCGCGACCGAAGCUCAUACCGUCCCAAGGGAAAGAAGGGAAAGAAGAAGGCUGGAGAGUCCACACAAGGUGGUAUGGUAAAGGAGGAGGAGACUUUGGAGCUUGUAGGUGGAGGAGGUGUCAAGGUAGAGAAGGCACCUCCACCAUCCAAGAAGAAGAAGAAGGGCAAGAAAUAG
Molecule: messenger RNA, 1935 nt
Organism: Fusarium venenatum
Lineage: Eukaryota; Fungi; Ascomycota; Sordariomycetes; Hypocreales; Nectriaceae
Biological process (GO): SRP-dependent cotranslational protein targeting to membrane
Cellular component (GO): signal recognition particle, endoplasmic reticulum targeting
Molecular function (GO): 7S RNA binding; ribosome binding; protein binding
Source: RefSeq, a predicted model, not a curated record